UAUGGGUGUGCAGCAGCCCAUCAGCACUGGCCCCACCAUACAGGCCAGCUGCGGGCUUUAGCCGUGCUCUCCAUUAGGCCAGCUGUGGGCUUUAGCCAUGCUCUCCAUUGCUUUAGCAGACUCUAAGUCCCCGAGAGGGGUGGCCCCGGUUCUGGGGCUUGGGGCGUGAGACUUGGCUGGGCCUCUGCACUGGGGUCCAAAUGUUGGGCUUGAUCGAUAUUCCGAGGGGGUUGCUGCGGAGCCUCCCGGCCCAGUGUAGUACUGGAGGCUGGCACGCAGAAUCUCCAGCAAGCUACUUCCAUCCUCUUCCACGUGUUUCACAGGGUGGCUGGAAGGUCUCUCAACUUGGCCCGCUGCGGCCCGACCCGACCCGACUGGAUGGGCCGGCGAGCCGGUAUCCGACCCCGCCGCGCCGGUAUCCGACCCCGCCGCGCCGGUAUCCGACCCCGCCGCGCCGGUAUCCGACCCCGCCGCGCCCGGGCGCCAGCAGCAGCGGCGGCUGCGGUAGAGAGGGCCCAGCUGGGCCCGGCGAGGCUCGCGUCGCCAUGGCGACGGCGCGGGGCUGGGCAAUGCCGGGGAAGGAGGAGAACGGCCAGGGGGGUGCCCUAGCUGAAAUGGAGAAAAAGAUUAUAGAAUCUUUUGAGGUGUUUGACCACGAAGGCAAUAAAACUGUGCAUGUCAGAGAGAUUGGGUUAAUUGUCAGGUCGCUGGGUUGCUUCCCAACUGAGGCAGAACUACAAGAACUGCUUGCAAAGGUGGAAGAAGAACCACCAACAGGGUACAUUCACCUGGAAAAAUUUCUUCCAGUGAUGACAGAAGUCCUACUUAACAGAAGCUACCAGCCCAUUCCAGAAGAUGUUCUUCUACAUGCAUUUGAGACUUUGGAUGAGAAUAAACGUGGAUACCUUACUAAAGAGGAGCUAGUCAAGUAUUUGACUCAAGAAGGUGAGCCCUUUAGUCAGGAGGAAAUGGAGGACAUGCUGUCCACUGCUCUAGAUCCAGAAACAAAUACCAUUCGCUACAGAGACUACAUUGCAAUGUUGAUUGUUGAUGAAGCUUAAGACCUUCUCCUUUAAUGUUCGAGAUGCUUUUUGUUAGCAGUGGCAGUUAACUGCAAUAUAUAGUUUGAAAUACAGCUCAACUUAGUGCUUAUAAUUAAAAUAAAAUCUGUGGCACUAUAUUUUCCUGGGUUCUCUAUACAUAUUGAAAUGUAUUUCCACUUGGAAAAAGAGCUCUUGGUAGAAAUACUUUAUAAAGUCUGGGAAAGAAAGAAUGGAAUUUGGUUUGAAGAUAACAGGGAAAACAAUUUUAAUGGAGUCAAAAAGUAACUUUACAAUUGCUUCUGAAAAAGUAAUAGAAAAUGAGACCUGGGAAAGCAGGCAGUAAGUUAGUGAGUACCUUAAGAUGACUGAAACUGUAAGGAUAUGCUACUAAUAUAAAGCUUAUAUAUUUAAA
Pogoniulus pusillus (Red-fronted tinkerbird) is the source of this 1455-nucleotide messenger RNA. RefSeq names its product EF-hand calcium binding domain 2 (gene EFCAB2). The record is from RefSeq and is a predicted model, not a curated record. The coding region runs from base 201 to 1061 and encodes 286 amino acids. Gene Ontology annotation, cellular component: sperm principal piece. Gene Ontology annotation, molecular function: calcium ion binding. The transcript is spliced from 7 exons. Lineage: Eukaryota; Metazoa; Chordata; Aves; Piciformes; Lybiidae.